Messenger RNA from Chelonoidis abingdonii (Abingdon island giant tortoise), 1315 nucleotides. The record is from RefSeq and is a predicted model, not a curated record. Lineage: Eukaryota; Metazoa; Chordata; Testudines; Testudinidae.
AUGGCGCGGCCUGGGCGCGGGGCGUGCGAGCGGCCUGGCGGGGCUGCCCCUGCUGGGGCUGAGUCGGGACCGGGACCCCGCGCUGCUGAACCUCGGGGCCGCGCCGCGGUCCGGUUCCCCCCCGCGCCGCCCCCGGCUCGCCGCGGCCGCUUCAACUUCAUCGCCGACGUGGUGGAGAAAACCGCCCCCGCGCUGGUCUACAUCGAGAUCCUGGGCAGGCAUCCCUUCUCAGGCCGGGAGGUGCCCAUCUCCAACGGCUCUGGCUUUGUAGUGUCCCCGGAUGGCCUCAUCGUGACCAAUGCCCAUGUGGUGGCGAAUCGGCGGCGGGUGCGGGUGAAGCUGGCUAGCGGAGAGCUCUACGAUGCUGUGGUCCGUCAGGUCGACCAGGUGGCAGAUAUUGCCACCAUCAAAAUCAACCCCAAGCAACCUCUGCCCACGCUACCUUUGGGCCGCUCCUCAGAGGUGCGUCAAGGUGAGUUUGUUGUGGCUAUGGGCAGCCCUUUUGCUCUGCAGAACACCAUCACCUCCGGCAUCGUCAGCUCUGCCCAGCGUGGCAGCCAGGAGCUGGGCCUGGCCGAUUCCAACAUGGAGUACAUCCAGACUGACGCCGCCAUAGAUUUCGGGAACUCAGGGGGUCCCCUCGUCAACCUGGACGGCGAGGUGAUUGGAGUAAACACAAUGAAGGUGACUUCAGGUAUCUCCUUCGCCAUCCCCUCAGACCGGCUGCGGGAAUUCUUGCAGAAGGAGGAGCAGCGCAAGAGCUCCUGGUUUGGCAGCACGGAGAUGAAGCGCCGCUACAUUGGGGUGAUGAUGCUAACGCUGACCCCCAGUAUCCUGGCCGAGCUGAAGCUGCGAGACUCCAGCUUCCCUGAUGUCUCGUACGGGGUCCUGAUCCACAAGGUGAUCAUUGGAUCCCCAGCCCAUCAGGCAGGCCUGAAGGCGGGUGACGUUGUGCAAGAGAUCAAUGGGCAAGCGGUGCGGCGUGCUGAGGACAUCUACGAGGCCGUGCGGACGCAGAACAGCCUGGCUCUGCUGGUGCGGCGUGGCCAUGACAUGCUGCUGGUGAACGUCAGCCCUGAGGUCACGGAGUAGAGAGCUGUCCAGCUGGCAGGGGUGCCAUGGACUUGGCUUGAAGCACACGAGCCAAGCCAGAGGCUCAGGGUGACAGGCAGGAGGCCCCGUGCUGCCACAAGAGACUCAGGGCCUUUGCAAGAGCCUGAAAUGCCCCAGCCAACGGGGCUGAUCCUGGAACUGGCAUGUUAGGGGGUGGCUGCUGUCUGCUUCCCUCAUCCCCAUUAAACCUCUCGUGGGGAAC